Molecule: messenger RNA, 2153 nt
Organism: Solanum stenotomum
Lineage: Eukaryota; Viridiplantae; Streptophyta; Magnoliopsida; Solanales; Solanaceae
Product: chromatin modification-related protein EAF1 B-like
Exons: 3
Coding region: 1041-1361 (106 amino acids)
Cellular component (GO): NuA4 histone acetyltransferase complex
Source: RefSeq, a predicted model, not a curated record
AAUCCGAAAGAAUGACAUUUUUUUUGAUGACCGUGAUGUCCCCAGCUUUCGUGCCCCUCGAUUAAAAAUGACAUAUUUCCCAAACACACAACAUAAUCAGUUAUCAGUUUACGAAAUGUCAGCUUCUAUAAGGCGUAGACAUAGACAAAUACUUCCCCAUUUUUUCUAUGAUUAGAAAACUAAAUUCUAUCAGAAGUGCAUUGUUGAAAGAUUUUGGAAUAUUAACAAAACACAAAUUAGACAAUAACCCCAAGUCCUCAAUGAACAAAUGUUACAGUCAGAGAAUGACCACAACCAAUUCAUGUAACCACCUAAUUCAGAAACAAUUCAUGUAAUUUCUUACUUUUUCCCUCAUUUUCUGAUACCCCAUUAGCAUUUCGAACCUCCUUCUUCCCAUUAUCCUUUUCCUUAUUCCUCUUCUACAGCAAAACCAUCAUUUGUCCCUCCAAUUUUCUCAAUUUACACUACAAUUCUUCGUUUUCAGUUUCAUCCUCACUUUCUGAUUGUUUAGAAUUUUCAAAGAGGCCAACAGUCUUGGGAAAACACCCAAUGGUUUCUUUGCUUUUUUUUCUUGGCUACACUAUCUGAACUAGUUGAUUCUUUCUGAAACUGAACUGAAAACAAAAAGGGUCUCCAAAAAGAUGAUGAAAAAUGAUAUGGGAUUAAAGAUUUCAAGCAUGCUAAUGUUAUUAAGUUUGGGGGACGUUGAAGAAUUGUUAGAAAAUGCCAAGAAUUGAAUUUUCUCAGCUAGAUCAUUGGUGCGUUUUUGGUCAUUUGGUAACUGAACCAUAGAUGAGCAUAUAGAGGGAAUACGAAGUUCUUCCAAUAGAAGGGUUUUAGGGGUUUUGCAAGCAAUAAGUCUACGGCUUACAGCUGUGGGCUCUAAUUUGUAUUGGUUUGGGCCAAAACAGAACUACAUGGAGUUCCUUAUGGGCUAAAUUCCCAAUUUUUUCUACUGAUUGUCCUUCAAACGGACUAGUGUUUAAUUUUUGUCUCUUUUCUAUUUCAGGUGUUAAAUUUUUGCUCCUGCUGCUCAAUUAAUGGGAAUUUCUCGACCAAAGUCUAGACCUAAUUCGGUUGAAGGAGGAUUUGUGGACCAAAAUGGACUGAGAGGAUUUGUUGAAGGCGGAGUUGGUAUUGGUACCAAAACAUCUCCAGCACUUGAGAAAAUUCGAGCAGAGAUAAGACAUGUGUGUGCUGGGCGAGCAGAAAACAUAAGGAUAUUAGAAUAUCUGGAGAAAGGUGGAGAUCCUCUUGCAUUCAGACAUGUGAAUAUUGUUUCACCUACUGUGCAAUCCACCUCACUGAAAUGUAUGGAAAAGAAGCGGAAACGUGUGGCUGCUAAUGAUGAUGAAAAAUAAACUACAGGUAAAAAGAAAGAGACAAUGAAGAAGAAGAAACUAAAGAAUAAGUGUUCCCGCAAACACAUUGUUAGUAUUAAUGUAUUGGGUAUUGGAUGGAAUGUUUAAGUUGUACAAUGAUGUCAUUAGUUGGUGGCUAGUGUUUUGUAAUGCAAUUCAGGAUUCUGUUAGUUAUCAGAUACUUUCUUAAUCCUUUUAUUCAUAUUAUGGAUGUUUUGUUAUCCUAUGAAUUUUUUGCUAAUUAUAUUUUACAUGGUUUAAGACACAAGUGAUUCCAGCUUAUAGUGCACCACAUGUGCUUAACUGUUGCUCAUGUAUUGUUGGUAAAGGGUAUUACCGUAUUAGAUGGGUUGCUUUAGAAAAAAUCCUAAGGUUUGCCUGUCCCUACCUUGUGGAGGUAGAGAGGUUGUUUCCAAAAAGCCCUCAACUCAAGUGUAUCAAAUCAAAAUAGAAAAAACUUCAAAUAAAGAAGUAAAAAUAUUACCUUAAUAACAAGACUUUGAAAUUGACUGAUCAAGAAGAAUCCUUCAACAUCCAAUGAAGUUAUGACCCACAAUCUCCAGUUUGAAGUACAAAAGUUUAGCACUAAAUCGCCUAUUACCUCUAAGCUUCUAGGAAAUAACGGAUGCUCUGGGAAGAAAAGAUUGUAUCGGGUGUUUAAUUUCUUAAAAUGAAAACGGGUUGGGUUUUAAUAAAUGAGUGGGUUUUAAUUUAAUCUUGAAUUAAAAAUGUGGCAAGCUUAGAAUGAUGCGUGACUAUUAUAAAGACCCAAUUUUCCCAGGUUGGCCCGUU